Molecule: messenger RNA, 2061 nt
Organism: Saccostrea cuccullata (small rock oyster)
Lineage: Eukaryota; Metazoa; Mollusca; Bivalvia; Ostreida; Ostreidae
Product: DNA damage-induced apoptosis suppressor protein-like
Exons: 4
Coding region: 41-1708 (555 amino acids)
Biological process (GO): negative regulation of intrinsic apoptotic signaling pathway in response to DNA damage
Cellular component (GO): cytoplasm; nucleus
Source: RefSeq, a predicted model, not a curated record
UUUUACAUAAAAAUUUGGCGUUGAUGCCAAUACUCAAGGAAUGUCCAAUGCCCAUCAUUUGGUGUUGGUCACUGUACUUGAUGUUAAUGACUCUCAGUUUUUGUACCCGAGUUGUGAGAGGUGUUACUCCAAACUGACUGAAGAUGGAAACUUAAGUUGGCUUUGCUUGAAGUGUGGCUCUGAAUGUACAGAAGAAAAGUUAACCUGGCGGUAUCGUCUCUCUCUGAGGGUUAGUGACGUGUCUAAUGUCUGCAAUGUGUGUAUUUUUGGAGCCUCUCUGAACCAGUUUUUUGGAGACAAUGCAUUCAAAUUUCACAGGAAUUUCAAGAAUUUAUCAACUGAUCAGAGCAAUGCUGAAGAAAUUGUGCAUGGAGCAGUGCAAGAGGUUUUUGUUGGCAAUUCUUUUUAUCUUAGGAUGAGAUGUGGAUUAUGUAGAGGCGAAAAACCUGUUACUUUGUCAGACAUUGUGAGGUAUUCUAAUUAUGAAAGUCAAGCUUAUACACAAGACACUGACAAUUCUGGAUUAUCACUAGUGGCCAGUCAGAUUAUUCCUGUUGUGGGGAAAUCUAACACUGAUGUCUCUUCCAUAGUUAGGGCUGUUAUAAAAGCCCCAGACAAAAACAUUAUAAAGAGAGCAUCUGUAGAGAAAACAAACCCUUUUAAAUAUUCUUCAGUAAUUCCAGAAAAAUUCAAACAAGAAGAGUCUGCGGGAUCCCUAACAAUUACCCAGUCCACUCUCUGUUUGAGCUGUGAUUCAAUAAGCCAACAGAGCUGUGAAGACUCCAAAUACAGAAGUAAAGGACCAUCUCUGGCAAAUGGAACAGAACUAGUUCAACAGCAGUCAAUUACUGAUGACAAUGUCCCAAAGUUUACAAGUAAUAGUAAAGUUAUAGGGCAGGUAGAAGAAGAGAGUAGUAAACCAUGCUUACCUCUGAAGGAAUCUUACCAUCAGCAAUUUAACAGUGAACAUGUUAAACCAUCAAUUAAUUACUUAGAUUCCUUGAAUAAUAAAGAAAAAUUGCAUAUUUCAAAAGGAAGUGAUAAGAAUAGAUCAGAGUGCCUUUUGUCUUCAGAAUCUAUUGCAGAUGCUUCUUGUGAUUUAUUUGACUCCACACCACCAGUUGAAUUAAAGUCCCAGUUCUCUCCCUUUAUAAACCCCCUAUCUAUGUGCAAAAAAUCAGCAAAAAGGAGGACAAUAGACCACUCCAGGCUGGGUUUUUCUUUGAAAGAGAACAGUUUUCGAAAGAAAUGCCAUCUGUAUCAGAAGAUUGAAGUACAAACUGGUAGUGUCUUUUCUCAAGAGUUGUUUACCCCUAGUCCAAUUUAUAGAGUUGAGUCAGCCAGGAAACUUCGAAACAGUGUAAAAAAUUCUUGUCAAAGAAGAAUUUCUUCAUCAAAGUACUUGAGUUUGCUAAGAAAGAAAACAUAUAAUGUAUCAUCACUGUGCUGUGACAUGCCCAGAGAUACUGACAAGGAAGUUCAUUUGUUUUCAGAGCCAUCUAGAGAAACUGAAUCACCUUUGUUAUUCUCUGAAAGUAGCACUAACAUUUCACUCACUUCACCAGACUCUAGUUAUAAAGACAAUUUCAGAAUUUGCCCCGAUUUUUUGUCUCCUGAUAUAUUUCAAUCCACUCCUGAUGAUGGUAACCGGAGCUCCAUAAAAAGCACCAUUUUAUCGCCUUGUCUAGUAAAGCAGUUAUUCAAAUAAUAAAUUUUUGGGAUUUUCAACCUGUUGGCAAGGAACUUGCAUUAUCUUUAAGAUUUAUUCUGUGUACUAUGUUAAACAACAUUAAAGGUCUGAAGCUAAGGCUAUCAUUACCAACAAGGAACUUGAAAACCAUUACUUUUUGUAGCAACUUUGAUGCACUGCAGUCUUUUCUUUUUUUGAUUUUAACUUGCUUAAAUGUACACUAGCAUUGCCAAUGCUGUUUAUGUUGAUAAAACUAAGAAAGCAGGUUUUAUAAUUUUAUGCCAUUUUCUGAUAGAAUAUUUGUUCAGAGUUGAAUGUUUUGAAAGAUUUUAUGUAUAUUCUCUAUUUUACAGUAAAAUAAUAAUUUAUUA